Molecule: messenger RNA, 6746 nt
Organism: Camarhynchus parvulus
Lineage: Eukaryota; Metazoa; Chordata; Aves; Passeriformes; Thraupidae
Gene: DOCK11
Product: dedicator of cytokinesis 11
Exons: 55
Coding region: 83-6238 (2051 amino acids)
Biological process (GO): positive regulation of filopodium assembly; small GTPase-mediated signal transduction; positive regulation of GTPase activity
Molecular function (GO): guanyl-nucleotide exchange factor activity
Source: RefSeq, a predicted model, not a curated record
CGGCGGCAGCGAGGGAGCGCGAAGGGAGCGCGAAGGGAGCCCGGGGCUCGGCUCGGCUCGGCUCGGAUCGGAUCAUGUCGCCAUGUCGGAAGUGAGGAAGUUCACGAAGCGGCUCAGCAAGCCGGGCACGGCGGCCGAGCUGCGGCAGAGCGUGUCGGAGGCGGUGCGCAGCUCCUUCGUCCUGGAAAAAACGAAAGUGGUGGAACCCCUGGACUAUGAGAACGUGAUCCUCCAGCGCAGAGUUCAGAUCUACAGCGAUCCCCUCCGGGACCUCCUGAUAUUUCCAAUUGAGGAUGUGUCUAUCUCAGUCAUCGGCCGACAGAGAAGGACUGUCCAGUCAACAGUGCCAGAAGAUGCUCUAAAGAAAGCUCAGAGUCUCUUUGUCAAAGAGUGCAUUAAAACGUACAGCUCUGACUGGUUCGUGGUGAACUACAAAUAUGAGGAAUACUCAGGAGACUUCCGGAUGUUGCCAUGCAAAUCCUUUAGGCCAGACAAGAUUCCAAGCCAUGUGUUUGAAAUUGAUGAAGACUUUGAAAAGGAUGAGGACUCCUCUUCCCUGUGCUCCCAGAAGGGGGGUGUGAUAAAGCAGGGCUGGCUGCACAAAGCAAAUGUCAACAGCACCAUCACUGUUACCAUGAAGGUAUUCAAGAGGAGGUAUUUUUACUUGUCACAGCUCACAGAUGGCUCCUAUAUUCUGAAUUCCUACAAAGAUGAGAAAAUUUCAAAAGAAUCCAAAGGCUGCAUUUUCUUGGAUGCUUGCAAUGAUGUGGUUCAGUGUCCCAAGAUGCGCCGCUAUGCCUUUGAGCUGAAGACAAUAGACAAGUACAGCCACUACCUUGCAGCUGAAACUGAGCAGGAGAUGGAGGAAUGGCUGGUAACUCUGAGGAAGAUCAUUCAGAGCAAUACUGAGGGUUUGGUGCAAGAGAAGAAAGAUGCUGUGGAGUCUGUGCAAGAUGAUGAAUCGAGCACGCAGGGAAAGUCAGAGAACAUCCUGGAGAGCCUGGAGAGAAGCAUGCAUCCAGAGCUGAUGAAGUAUGGAAGAGAAACAGAUCAACUAAACAAACUGAGCAGGAAUGACGGAAGACAAAACAUCUUUUCUUUUGACCCAGAAGUCCAGAGACUCGAUUUCUCGGGGAUUGAGCCAGAUGUGAAGCCUUUUGAGGAAAAGUGCAGCCGGCGCUUCGUGGUUUGCUGCCAGGACUUCUCCCUCAACCUCCUCGCUCAGCUGAGUGACAGGGCAGAAGAAGGACCCACCAACGUUGAGCCCUUUUUCCUAAGCUUGGCGUUAUUCGACCUGAAAAGUAACUGCAAGAUUUCAGCUGACUUCCACGUGGACCUGAACCCCCCCUGUGUGCGGGACAUGCUGCAGGAGGGCUCAGAGCCCAGGGCAGAGGGAGCCCCAGGGCAGUGCCCUGGGCAGAGCCUGCUGCACGGCGUCCCCGAGUCCUGCCUGCGCUACAUAAAACAGGGGGUGUUCUCCGUGACCAACCCACACACAGAGAUCUUCCUGGUGGCCCGAGUGGAGAAGGUGCUGCAGGGCAGCAUUGCCCACUGUGCAGAGCCCUACAUGAAAAACUCAGACCCUGGGAAGACUGCCCAGAAGGUCCACAAGGUGGCCAAGCAGGUGUGCAGCCGUCUGGGGCAGUACCGGAUGCCCUUCGGCUGGGCUGCCAGGCCAGUUUUCAAAGACUCCCAGGGCACUCUUGAUGCUGAUGGAAAAUUCUCACCCCUGUACAAGCAAGACAGUGGCAAACUCUCAAAUGAAGAUAUGCUGAAGCUUUUAGCUGAGUAUAAGAAACCAGAGAAGACAAAACUGCAGGUCAUUCCAGCCCAGUUAAAUAUCAUCAUCAAAGACAUCCCACUGGACUUCACAAAUUGUUUCACAGCUUCUUACAUUCCUAUAAAACCCUUUGAGAAGGGCUGUGAGGACGUUGCAGUUGAAGUGGAGGAGCUUGUCCCAGAAGUUGCAAAAUACUGUUACCCCUUCACUGUCUACAAAAAUCACCUCUAUGUCUACCCCCUGCACUUGAAGUAUGAGAACCAGAAGGUGUUUGCAAAGGCAAGGAAUAUUGCUGUCUGUGUGGAGUUCAGGGAUUCAGAUGAAGCUGAUGCCAAGCCAUUAAAGUGCAUAUAUGGCAAGCCCGGGGGCCCUCUGCUGACCACUCACGCCUACGCUGCCGUGCUGCACCACAACCAGAGCCCCGAGUUCUAUGAUGAGAUUAAAAUUGAGCUUCCAAUUCACCUCCAUCAAAAGCAUCAUUUGCUUUUCACCUUCUAUCAUGUCAGCUGUGAAAUUAAUACAAAGGCUACAUCGAAAAAACAAGACACCGUUGAAACUCAAGUGGGGUUCUCCUGGGUGCCGCUGCUGAAGGACGGGCGCGUCGUGCCCUUGGAGCGGCAGCUGCCCGUGUCCUGCACCCUCCCCCCCGGGUACCUGGGCCUUCCAGACUCAGACUCACGCAAGCAACCCAGCAUGGAUGCAAAGUGGGUGGAUGGAGCAAAGCCACUGUUUAAAAUCAGAAUCCAUUUGGACUCUACCAUUUACACCCAGGACAUGCACUUGCACAAAUUCUUCCACUACUGCCAGCUGGUUCAGGCGGGAGCUAAGGAAGUGCCAGGAGAGCUUGUUAAAUACCUAAAGUGUUUGCACGCCAUGGAGAUCCAAGUAAUGAUUCAGUUUCUACCUGUAAUUCUUAUGCAACUAUUUAGAGUCCUCACAAACGUGACGCAGGAGGAUGAAGUAGCUGUCAACUGCACCAUGGUUCUUCUGCACAUCGUGUCCAAGUGCCAUGAGGAAGGGCUGGACCACUACCUGCGCUCCUUCCUGAAGUACGUGUUCCGAGCCGAGAAACCCAGUGCCAAGCAGGCCAAGAUGACCCACGAGAUCCUGGUGCUUUCCAUGGCCACCAUCUUGAAGCAGUCAGCAGAUUUUCUGGCCAUCAAUAAGCUCCUCAAGUACUCGUGGUUUUUCUUUGAAGCACUGGCAAAGUCCAUGGCAAUGUACUUACUGGAAGAAAACAAAAUCAAGCUGCCCAGAGGGCAGAGGUUCCCUGAGUCCUACCAGCACGCCCUGCACUCGCUGCUGCUGGCCAUCAUCCCCCACGUCACCAUCCGCUACAACGAGAUCCCUGAAGAGUCCAGGAAUGUCAACUUCAGCCUGGCUAACUUCCUGAAGCGUUGUUUGACCUUUAUGGACAGAGGAUUUGUUUUUAACUUGAUAAAUGAUUACAUUUCUGGAUUCAGCCCAAAAGACCCUAAGCUGCUGGUUGAAUACAAGUUUGAAUUUCUUCAAACUAUUUGCAAUCAUGAGCACUACAUUCCUCUGAACUUACCAAUGACAUUUUCCAAACCCAAGCUGCAAAGAGUUCAAGAUACAAACCUUGAGUACAGUUUAACUGAUGAGUAUUGCAGGCAUCACUUCCUCGUGGGGAUGCUUCUUAGAGAAGCCUCUGUUGCCUUGCAGGACAAUUAUGAUAUCAGAUACACGGCCAUCUCAGUCUUAAAAAACCUCCUGAUCAAGCAUGCCUUUGACAACAGAUACCAGCACAAGAACCAGCAGGCAAAAAUUGCCCAGCUGUACCUGCCGCUGUUCGGGGUGCUCCUGGAGAACCUGCAGCGCGUGGCCGGCCCCGAGGCCCUGACCUCCUGCCCUGCCUCCAGCCCCGCAUCCAGGGAUGAAUUCAUAUGCAGUUUUCCAUCUCCCUCAAGCAGAUCCAGCCUGAUUGCAGACAAAGAUACAGCCUGUGGAGCAGCCCUUCCAAAUGGCCAUUCAAUAAAGAGAGAGGACUCAAAAGGAUCCCUGAACUCGGAGGGAGCAACCAGUUCCCCGGAUCAGAGUGAAAAUAUCCGCAGGAGCUCCAUGAGGAGCAGCGUGUCCCACUGCAGCCGGCUGGACCAGUUCGAGAUCCGGACCCUUCUCAUGUGCUACCUGUACAUUGUGAAGAUGAUCUCUGAAGAUACUCUUUUAGCUUACUGGAACAAAUUCUCCCCCCAGGAGCUGAUCAAUGUCCUCAUGCUUCUGGAGGUGUGUUUAUUUCACUUCAGAUACGUGGGGAAGAGAAAUAUUGCCAGCUCCUGCAUGAGACCCCCAGGCUCAGGCGAGCGCAGGUUGGCAGUGUCCCCCCCAGCCAGCUGCAGGGUGCAGGAUGCCUGGCUGGCCAAGCACACGGCGGCCGAGAGGAAGUCCCAGACGAUGCCGGCGCUGCGCAGCCGGGCCGGGGCACGGCUGCAGCACCUGGGCAGCCUGGAGAGCUCCUUCACCCUCAACCACAAUGCAGGCACCUCAGAAGCAGACAUUGUGCACCAGGCAUUACUGGAGGGCAAUAUUGCCACCGAAGUGUGCCUGACAGUCCUGGACACCAUCUCAUUUUUCACUCAGAGUUUCAAGACCCAGCUUUUAAGCAACGAUGGCCACAAUCCACUUAUGAAGAAGGUUUUUGAUAUUCAUCUGGCUUUUCUGAAAAAUGGGCAGUCAGAAGCAGCCCUUAAGCAUGUGUUUGCCUCUCUGAGAGCUUUCAUUAGCAAGUUUCCCUCAGCAUUUUUCAAAGGAAGGGUGAACAUGUGUGCUGCCCUCUGCUAUGAGAUCCUGAAGUGUUGCACUUCCAAGGUGUCCUCCACAAGGAACGAAGCCUCUGCUCUUCUGUACCUCCUGAUGAGAAAUAAUUUUGAGUUCACCAAAAGGAGAACAUUUCUGAGAACACAUCUUCAGAUAAUAAUUGCAGUGAGCCAGUUAAUUGCAGAUGUGGCCCUCAGUGGUGGGACCAGAUUUCAGGACUCCUUGCUCAUCAUUAACAACUUUGCAAACAGCGACAGGCCCAUGAAGGCAACAGCUUUUCCUUCCGAAGUCAAAGAUUUGACCAAGAGAAUCCGCACAGUGCUCAUGGCCACAGCUCAAAUGAAGGAACACGAGAAGGACCCAGAAAUGUUGGUGGAUCUCCAGUACAGUUUGGCCAAGUCUUACGCAAGCACCCCCGAGCUCCGGAAGACGUGGCUGGACAGCAUGGCCAAGAUACACGUGAAGAAUGGAGACUUCUCAGAGGCAGCCAUGUGUUAUGUUCACGUAGCAGCCCUCGUUGCAGAGUUCCUGCACAGGAAGAAACUGUUUCCCAGUGGAUGUGCUGCCUUCAGGAAGAUCACUCCCAACAUUGAUGAAGAAGGUGCAAUGAAAGAAGACGGUGGCAUGAUGGAUGUACAUUACAGUGAGGAGGUCCUGGUGGAGCUGCUGGAGCAGUGUAUAGAUGGCCUGUGGAAGGCAGAGCGUUACGAAACAAUUUCUGAGGUUUCCAAACUGAUCAUUCCUAUUUAUGAAAAGCGGCGUGAAUUUGAGAAACUCACCCAGCUGUACAGAACACUUCACGGAGCAUAUGCUAAGAUAUUGGAAGUAAUGCACUCAAGGAAGAGGCUUCUUGGAACCUUUUUCAGAGUGGCCUUUUAUGGACAAACAUUCUUUGAGGAAGAAGAUGGGAAGGAAUAUGUCUAUAAGGAGCCCAAACUGACAGGCCUCUCGGAGAUCUCCUUCAGACUUCUUAAACUUUAUGGAGAAAAAUUUGGGUCAGAGACUGUAAAGAUUAUCCAGGAUUCUAAUAAGGUCAACAUUAAAGACCUUGAUCCCAAGUAUGCCCAUAUUCAAGUGACUUAUGUGAAGCCCUACUUUGAAGACAAAGAAAUGUCUGAAAGAAAAACUGAAUUUGAAAGAAAUCAUAAUAUCAAUAGAUUUGUGUUUGAAACUCCUUACACUUUAUCUGGAAAAAAGCAUGGCAGUGUGGAAGAGCAAUGCAAAAAAAGGACCAUUCUAACUACUUUGAACUCCUUCCCAUAUGUUAAGAAGAGAAUUCCAGUCAAUUAUGAACAUCAAGUUAAUUUAAAGCCAAUUGAUGUCGCUACUGAUGAAAUAAAGGACAAGACAGCAGAGCUGCAGCAACUCUGCAGCUCUGCUGGUGAUGUUGACAUGAUCCAGCUGCAGCUCAAACUGCAGGGCUGUGUCUCUGUGCAGGUUAAUGCUGGUCCUUUGGCCUAUGCCAGAGCUUUCCUAAGUGACAGCCAGUCCAGCAAAUAUCCUGCCAAGAAGGUGAAUGAGUUAAAAGAAAUGUUCAGGAAGUUUAUCCAAGCCUGUGGAAUUGCUCUGGAGCUCAACGAGCGUCUCAUUAAGGAGGAUCAAGUGGAGUACCACGAGGGGUUAAAGUCAAACUUCCAGGAUAUGGUGAAAGAGCUUUCUGACAUCAUCCAUGAACAGCUUUGAAGACAAGAUCUAUCAUGAAGACACAAUGCAUUCACCGUGGAUGCAGGACUCCCUUCACGUCUUCUGUGCGAUCAGUGGAACCUCUGGUGAUGGAAGUUACUGCUCACUCAGACCCACUGCUGACAUAUAAACAUAUCAGUCAUAUUUUACAGAGCCUCCUCAGGAAUUCUUGGAACUGUACAAAGGAUGUUUAAAACCAUCCAUGAUGAGCAAAGAUUGAAUUGCAGGGUGGUUUGGUUUGUUUUGCUUCAUUUUUUUUUCCCCACAAAAAAAGUUGCCAUGCUUUCAAACAGGGUGCUUGCUUAUUUUGCUGAGCAACAUUGAAAGUGCCUGGACAUUGCACCACUGUGCUUGUUUUCUACUAUUUUUUUUAUGCUAAAGGAACAGCAGGAUGUGGAAAGGCAAUUAUCUAAAUACAUGUUGAAUUGCUGAACUAUGAAUUGAAACAAUGACGUACUGUGUAAAGUUGUACAAUGGAAUAUAAUAAAAUGUAAAAGUACUUUGUAAA